Pipistrellus kuhlii (Kuhl's pipistrelle) is the source of this 957-nucleotide messenger RNA. It is a transcript of the gene DESI1, whose product is annotated as desumoylating isopeptidase 1. The transcript has 6 exons. Gene Ontology annotation, biological process: protein modification by small protein removal. Gene Ontology annotation, molecular function: peptidase activity. The record is from RefSeq and is a predicted model, not a curated record. NCBI's taxonomy places the organism in Eukaryota, Metazoa, Chordata, Mammalia, Chiroptera, Vespertilionidae. The coding region runs from base 230 to 736 and encodes 168 amino acids.
GCUCGUCCCGGCUCUGUCACCUCACAGUAGUCGUUGCCGGUGGCGGGCGGGGAGCGCGAGCCGCGUGGGGCUGCGAGCGGGGCAGGACCGCCUCUUCCCCGCCCUCAGGCCGGGCCCGGGCUUGGUCCCCCCCGCGCUCCUUCCGCUCCCCACCCCGGUGGGUCCGGGCAGGUCCGAGCCGCUGCCGGGUGCCAGAGGGGCGUCGUGGCCGCGGCCGCCACGGGUCCCGAUGGAGCCGUCGAACCUCUACCCGGUGAAGCUCUACGUGUACGACCUGUCCAAGGGCCUGGCCCGGCGGCUCAGCCCCAUCAUGCUGGGGAAACAGCUGGAAGGCAUCUGGCACACCUCCAUAGUUGUACACAAGGACGAGUUCUUCUUCGGCAGCGGCGGCAUCUCCAGCUGUCCCCCGGGAGGGACAUUGCUUGGGCCCCCAGACUCUGUGGUUGAUGUGGGGAGCACAGAAGUCACAGAAGAAAUCUUUCUGGAGUACCUGUCCUCCCUGGGGGAGUCUCAGUUCCGAGGUGAGGCCUACAACCUCUUUGAACACAACUGUAACACCUUCAGCAACGAAGUGGCCCAGUUCCUGACCGGGAGGAAGAUCCCCUCGUACAUCACUGACCUUCCCUCUGAAGUUCUCUCCACCCCCUUCGGACAGGCCCUGCGGCCCCUCCUGGACUCCAUCCAGAUCCAGCCUCCCGGAGGGAGCACCAUGGGCCGGCCCAAUGGCCAGAGCUAACAGGACUGCAUGGGACCGCCCUGCCUCCAGGGCUUUUCCUUUUUAAACAAAACAAACCCAACCAGAUUUCUAUUUUAUAAUUUUACACCAGAGCUAACAACCAGGGGACAGCUUUUUACAUUCCCAGGGAAGGAGACCACCAGGCCGCAUGUAGGACAAUGCUGCUAGAAACGGAACAAAAUGCCAUCCCUUUGAAUAGUAUUAUACUAAUUUAUUAAGGC